Carassius auratus (goldfish) is the source of this 1611-nucleotide messenger RNA. RefSeq names its product soluble calcium-activated nucleotidase 1-like. Gene Ontology annotation, biological process: proteoglycan biosynthetic process. The coding region runs from base 224 to 1471 and encodes 415 amino acids. Lineage: Eukaryota; Metazoa; Chordata; Actinopteri; Cypriniformes; Cyprinidae. The record is from RefSeq and is a predicted model, not a curated record. The transcript has 5 exons. Gene Ontology annotation, molecular function: calcium ion binding; GDP phosphatase activity; UDP phosphatase activity.
ACCCCUAAUGUCUGCUUUCACAUUUCCGAGGGUGUUACGGCUUCGGAGAAUAAUGUGUUGUUAUGAAGAGUUAAUGUCUGGAGGUUAGUGAGGGUUCAGUAUGUGCCUCGUCAUUGUGGUGUGGCUCCGUGAUCUCAGAAGAUGAUGACAGAUGAUAGAAACUGAUGAUAAAACACACACACACACACACACUCGCUCUGAAUGAAGGAGACAAACACCACACAUGAGGGCCAGGAAGAAAGCAGAGAGCGGUGACCCAAUGCACUCCAUGCGGGUUUCCAUUCGUGGUGUCUCCAUGUUCUCCUCCAUCACCAGCUCCAUCUCCGACCCACGUUUCCGCUUCCGAUGGAGAGCCAUCACGGUGGUGACCGUCCUGGCUUUGGCCAUCCUCAUGUACCUGCACCAAUCCUCAUCCAGCUCCACUGACAGCAAAGUUAGGAGUCAGCGCUCGUGGAGAACCAGCCGAGACGUGUCAGGCGCAGAGUCAGGUGUGUUGACCGCGGCUGAAUCUCUGGACUCGCGUUAUAACGACACGUAUCCGCUCAGUCCACCGGAACACACGGCCGGCGGGAUCCGGUACCGGAUCGGAGUCAUAGCAGACCUGGACACGAACUCACGCAGCCAGAAGGACAACACGUGGUUCAGCUUCCUGAAACGAGGACACCUGCUGGUGUCCGACAGCGGGGACAGUGUGUCCGUGGAGUGGGAUCCGGAGACGGUGGUUCUGGAGAGUCAUCUGUCGGAGAAGGGCCGCGGGAUGGAGCUGUCCGAGCUGGUGGCGUUUAACGGGCACCUGUUCAGCGUGGACGACCGUACGGGUGUGGUGUACCGGAUAGAGGGCAACCGCGCCGUGCCUUGGGUCAUCCUGCCGGACGGAGACGGCUCCGUGUCGAAAGGUUUUAAGGCGGAGUGGCUGGCGGUGAAGGACGAGCGUCUGUAUGUCGGUGGUCUCGGGAAAGAGUGGACGACCAUCACCGGAGAGUUCGUCAAUAAUAACCCCGAGUGGGUGAAGGUGGUCGGUUUUCAUGGUGACGUGGAGCACGAGAACUGGGUACCGCGGUAUAACGCUCUCAAGAAAGCAGCAGAUAUCAAACCACCAGGUUAUCUGAUCCACGAGUCGGCCGUGUGGAGCGAGCGUCUCCAGCGCUGGUUCUUCCUCCCGCGCCGAGCGAGCUCCGAACGCUACGAGGAAGCGGCAGACGAGCGCCGAGGCACAAACCUGAUCCUGAGCUGCUCGCCGGACUUCAGUGAGAUCUCAGCCUCACGCAUCGGGACGCUCAAACCCACGCUCGGCUUCUCCUCCUUCAGAUUCAUCCCAGACACAGACGACCAGAUCAUACUGGCGCUCAAAUCAGAGGAGGACGCGGGCCGAACCGCCACGUACAUCACGGCCUUCACGCUGGACGGACGAAUCCUGCUGCCCGACACCAAGAUCGGAGACCUCAAAUAUGAAGGACUAGAGUUCAUCUAGACAGACCUCAACAGCAGGCAUCCGUCACUCAUUAGCAAAGAAACGGCAGCCAGUAGAUUUUCAGAGACGUGUGCUGUGUGCAGGAGAGCUGCGACGAUAAAUGUGACCCUGGAGCACAAAAGCACAAUUAUACAUUUCUC